This is a messenger RNA of Mycena citricolor, 650 nucleotides long. NCBI's taxonomy places the organism in Eukaryota, Fungi, Basidiomycota, Agaricomycetes, Agaricales, Mycenaceae. The record is from the annotation of a GenBank genome assembly.
UCUUGCUCGUACAUUCACAACCAAAGGCCAUCGACCGCCUGCCACUGUCCCAGACCCUUCGCUUCACAUCUCUCUCGCCAUGUCUGCUGCCUCUACUCCGAACGACUCUCCCAUCUCCGCCCCCAUUCGUCCUCUCCACAAUCCUGACCUCGCUGCUACCGUGGUCGUUCCCAAAGCGCCGUUGGGCAAUGUUGCGAACCAGCCGGCAGGCAUGGGGGCAAAAGCUCUCCUUGCAAAGAAGAUGGCCAAGACCAACAACCCUGCCUUCGUCUCGCCCACAGACAACCUCAUGACACCGUGCACUCAGAAGCUCACCGCUGCGAAGAGGAAACACUUCACCAAAGGGGGGAAGCCACUGCAGCUCUUCGCUCCGAAGGAAGCACACAUCGAAGACAGUGAAGACGAGUCCGACUCGGCACCUGAGAAUCACGUUGCCGAAGUCCACCCACAAGUCGCCAUGGACGUCGACGAAGAGAACCCCUUCUAGACCAUUGCUAUCGAUCCGCCUCACGCCCACUUACGAUAUUUCCCGCUGUACUUGUCUGUCUUAUGCUGUGGUGGUUUGAUAUAAGCGCCAAUGUACCACCACUUUGAUCUACGGUCUGUGACCCUUGACUUACUCCGUGCAAAAUGUACACUGUUUUUCUUGC